Klebsormidium nitens is the source of this 207-nucleotide messenger RNA. NCBI's taxonomy places the organism in Eukaryota, Viridiplantae, Streptophyta, Klebsormidiophyceae, Klebsormidiales, Klebsormidiaceae. The record is from the annotation of a GenBank genome assembly.
AUGGCCGACCCGGCCAAGACAUCCGAACUGGACGAGGUGGGCAAGACGUUGAAACCGAUCGAGCUGAGAGAGAUGGCCGACCCGGCCAAGACACCCGACCUGAUCAAGAUGCUCGAGGCGGCCAACCCGAUCGAGUUGCAGGGAGAUGGCCGACCUGACCAAGACAAUCGACCUGAUCGAGUGCACGACCAGAAGGCCCCUCGAUGA